AUGGCUGAAGGUAUCAUCUAUCUGCAUGGCCGGCGAUGCCUGAGAGGGGCCCUAGGCAUGGCUACUUCCUGUGCAGAUGCGAAAGCAAGGGCUUUGCAACCAUCAGGGAUGCCAGGGCCUGAAGAGGGCUUCCUCGAUCCGGAGCAACCGGGAAGCAAGAAUGGUGAUGGUGCAAGGGUAUAG
Purpureocillium lilacinum is the source of this 183-nucleotide messenger RNA. Lineage: Eukaryota; Fungi; Ascomycota; Sordariomycetes; Hypocreales; Ophiocordycipitaceae. The record is from RefSeq and is a predicted model, not a curated record.